AUGAAGUCCGUGGCGAUUCCAGAUGAUGUUAUGCAGGCGACCGAGGGCUUGGCUAACUUUGGAGAUCUGGAAGUCCACUUCGUCGUCGAUUUUGGUGUUGCGAGAGAGAGAGUGCUGCUCAGGUAGGUUAAGGUACCCACGACUAGCAUCUGGGCGCUGUUGAAAUUGAUGUGAGGUACACUGUAGGCAGCGUUGGGUGACGGCCGGUAUAUGAGUACCGUUUUCUCCGUGUUGUUGAUCAGGUCAGAGUUGUCGCAGGCGACAACGAAGAUGACCACGCCUCAUCGAAUGUCCCCUCCUGUAGGUGCGCUGAGAGCCCAAUCGUCGGCGAAGAGAAGUUCGUGGACAGUACAUGUGGCUGUAUGCGACUGGAAAUGCAUUCGCCGAAGACUAAAGAUCUGGCCGUCCGUCCUGUAGGUGACACGGACCCCGGAACAUUCAUCACAGAGGACGUCCAUUAAAAUGGGAGGUACCAUGUGACUUAAGAGGGUAGAUGCGAAGAAGCAGCCUUGCGUCACUCCGUUGGUCACUGCGAACGUCUCUGGGAGUUGCGAAGAUUGUAUGGGCGACUAUUAGGGGUGAGUGCUGAAAUCCGAGGAAAAUUUGAACUAUGAUUAAUGCGAAAGAGGAGACAGAAGCCCGCCUCCCUGACAAUGCUUAUAAACUGGCAUUAAAUAAAAUUAUUAUUAUUAUUAUUAUUAUUAUUAUUAAGUAGGGCCUAGCUUUGUGAAAUCACACGUGAGAGUUGGGUGCGAGUUAAUGGACGCUAGACGUAGUCAACGUUUGCAAGCAAGUGUGCUGCCUGCUAUGACCACCACGUAAACUUAAAAUUGGGCACCCUUACACCCUUACGUCCUUACACCCCUACCAUUCUAUACUCCAGUUACAAUCACACGGAUGACGCCCGACGUGCCGCACGGAGAGUCCAAAUCAUCCGUUGGUACCGGUUGAUGAAUCACCACACAUUAGAUUGCAUUUCUGUAUGAUUUGUCGCAGGGUGAGAGGAGGGGCUUUGAGUCACGUUAGCGCCUAUAAACAGGCUUUAUGCACUAGUCACUAAUCAAAAAUGAUGUACGAUAGCCGUCAUGAUUUUGUGGUUGAACUCCGGGCGAAUGUGUUUGGACCCCAGUACCCAUUACUUUGGGACACCCAAUUUAUCUGAAGCUUCCGGUAACAACACACCAAAAACACUUACUUAGACAUUCUAAAAUGCCCCAGUGCCAAUGCAUUGUUCCUAUUGUCAAGUUUUCACGCAUUACUGGGGACCGUGCGGCCGCAAAUCAGUCUUUCGCGUACAUAAAUCAGCAGGUGACACACCACCAGGCCAUACGUGGUGUUUCGGUACCGGAACCUCACAAGAAGCCUGUGUACACUGGCGCCAGAGGUCAAGCAGUGGAACAUGACAACCAAAUAAUUUCGAGACCUUAAAUGUGAGACCUUGGACAGUAAAAGUGAGGAACUGGUGUAUGUACGGUGAUUGUCCUAAUAAAUUUUCCAGCCGUCAAUGUCUGCUUAUGUUCACUGUAAAAAUUCGCGACACAUUACUACAGGACAUAAAAGAGCAUUUCGUCUUUUGACUCGUUCCAUUAAAUAGACACAUCAAACCUUUCAAAUUCUCUAGACGUCAUUUUCGGACAUUGAAAAUCACGAAACAGUGUUUGUCAGAGCACAAGAGGACGUGGAAUAAUUACACAGAACUCGGUUGCCAUCAUAAAAACCCAAACAUCCAUUCGUUUAAAUGUCGAGAAAUGACAAUUUUCCAUUGGUGUAAUUUACCCAUCCAAACUUCCUUAAACAGUACUAGUACGUAGCUGACUGAUAUGAAUGACUGCGUUGACGAAGCGCAGUCCAUACAGUUACCCGACAUUCUCGGGAUGCGUGCGUCUAGGUCUAGGACAGGCAUGGCUCUGUUAACCAUUACAAGCCCACACAAACAAGGAAAACCACUGGUUUUCAUACACAUUUUGUACUUCAUACAAGAGAUAGCAUUUUCUCCAAGUGGGCUGUUUGUUAUCGUUGGGGUAUUGGAUAAUAUAGCAGGUCAUUCCAUGUUCAUUCAAUAGAAAUUCGCGCAUACGUUGUUACUGUUCCUAUCAGUGGUACUAUUAUUGUCUCCCACUACUACUACUACUACUACUACUACUACUACUACUACUACUACUACUACUACUACUACUACUACUACUACUACUACUACUACUACUACUACUACUACUACUACUACUACUACUGA
Spirometra erinaceieuropaei is the source of this 2233-nucleotide messenger RNA. NCBI's taxonomy places the organism in Eukaryota, Metazoa, Platyhelminthes, Cestoda, Diphyllobothriidea, Diphyllobothriidae. The record is from the annotation of a GenBank genome assembly.